CGUUCCGCACUUGAGCGUCAGGGUUCAUUUAUUAAACUGUAUUAAUACUGAUCAUUUUCCCUCAUUCCGACCUGCUUUAUUUACAACACGAAUACUUUAUUCGUUGACUGAAACGUGGUGGUGUCUGGAACGGUUUUUAGAACAUGUGGUACCCUCCUUCUGUGUUGGUACCGAUUUACCUAGAGCAAAGCUCUCGCAGAGCUACAUAUACCUCCACCACCAUGAUGUGGCCAGUACUACCGCUGGAGCAAAAUGUGUGUCUGUCUAUGAACGAGAUUGAUCAUCCAAACCAUCGCCUGUCUAUCGAGGAUGGAAGAAAAUUUCUUUUGAACAAGUCAGUGUUUGAUCUUGUAAAAGUCAGUCAGUAUCUGGAGUUGACGGAUCCAAAGUUGCUUGGUUGGUAUCUUUCCUUACCAGUGGAAGACAGGAAAUUGAUACAAGAAGAAGGAGGGCUCCUUCGGUUUUUGCAAAUACAUCCUGCUCUUGAAGUGUCUAGACACAUUGUUCAUUUAAAACAACAGAUACUAGGAAAUUGUUCUCCUGUGACUGAUAUGUCAUCAAAACAAAAGUCAAGACAGGCCACACAUUAUGGAGUGUUGCAGUGUUUAAACUGUAGUACAACUUGUCCUUCGUCUGCUAAACAGUGUUACCGCUGUAAUUUGCCAAUCCUAAAUGUAGAGGAAAAUAUAAGCAUGUCUGAGGAAGAAAAAACACUAAGGCUGCUCCCGAAUAAUGUGAGAGAGGAGCUGAAUCUACUAAAAGCUAAAGGGCAUGACAUAGUGUGGAAACCUAGGCAAUUAGAUUGCUGUCAGAACAGUAAUUUGCCUGCCACGCGAAUCAGCUCUUUAAACCGUCAACAAGUACGUCACCAGCAAAAAAACUCUAAUGGAGAACAGAAACUGUGCCAGCUGUGGAAAGAUGGGAUGUGGCACAGUGAGAAGGAUGACCGAAAGUAUAAAGAUCCCUCUGCCCAAGCAAGCUUUUCUCUUGAUAGGGAGCUCGAGAUGCAGAGUCAGGGUAUUAAUCCAGGCGACAUAGUGUCAGCAGGUGACAGUGCAGAUUUCACCAACCUUGAUGAGGAGACAAUGCCCGAGUACUACAGCUUUAACAGUACGAUUCCAGAGCACACAUCUGCUCAGUGGGGUGACCCCACUGAUGUGUCUGUAACGGCCACUAAAUGCAGCACUGAGGCAACCACUGUUGAUCAGCCUGUAGAGGACUCUGCAGCAUGUAGUACUGAAAAUGGCAUUUUUCCUGAAUCUGUGUCCUACAUCAGCAACUCAUCCGAGUGGACUGACUUCACUGAGGAUUGUCAAGAGUUCAACCGUGAUGAACUAAAAAGUGGGACGGAAACAGACAAGUAUCAUAGCAUGAUGGAGGAAGUUCAGGUUCAACAUAAUCAAACUAGCAUUAAUACAGGCAUGUCAAGGUCAGCGUUUGGUGCUCCAGUCAGUCAGUCUACAUGUGCAGAUGCCAAAAAAACACAGUGUAAGAAAUCUAAAGCUUCACUUACUGUAAACCAGGCAGUGAACGCCAGCAGUGAUUUCAGAGCUUGUUUUACGUUUACCCGGGCAACAGAAAUUGAUACAAACUUUUUUGUGAAGCCCACACAAGAUGUUUCUGCUGGCACAGAUUUACUUAUUAAUCAUGACCAAGGGACGCAGACAGUUCAGAGGUUUACCUCAGAGAAAUGUACUGUUACUGAAGUCUACAUGUCAGACCUGGAUGCUAUUUGUGAGGAGUUUGGAAAGCUUAAAGUAAUGGAGGAGGAGCUAAAACACCUGAAGAGCAGAAUGGCUAGAUCUGGUCUUGGCAGUACUAGAAGGCCAGAGAGUGAAAGGCAGAAGAGUUGUUGUGAUGCUGCUGUGUCUCGUGCUACACAGGCUGAACUACGACUACUGGCUUUGCAGUUUGUUAUGUGCAAGCAGCACUGCUGGAGGCGCUUCUACACUUCACCACUGGGUGAAACUGCACUUCAGGGAGCUGAGGUGCUGCCUGGCAUUAUGUCCCAAACACUCAAGAGCUUGGAGAAUAAUUACCUUGAGAUGAAGAAAAUGAUCCAAGAAGGAGUUCCUCUGGAUAAUCUCAAACCUCUGUCAGUAGACACUGUAGGAACAACGGAGGAAACAUGCUACAGUCCUGCCUUGAUAUUUGCAGCAUCUUUGGAAGACGUUGUACUUGAGACUCAAUCAUCACCUUCAACCAAAAGUGUUGAUGGAAGCCAGACUGACGAAACCGAUGCUGUGUUGAAAAUGGAAACCAUAGAUGGAGGACCACCCGGCAAAAAUACACCACCUCAGCGUAAAUCUGGCUCAUCAUCUAAAAGUGUUGGUGGUAAAAGGAGCAGAGCCGUGUCUAUACUCAGCCAACAAUCAGGAGUCUCCGGUGACACCAAGUCAGGAAAUCCUAAAGACCUUAACGGCAGUGAGGCCUGGUUUGAUGCGGAGGAACACCUUGGAGCUGACAAUCUGGGAUGUAAGGAGGACCAUGACGUGGAGCAGAGAGCCAGUGAGGAAUCGAAGAAAAAACAAGGGGCUACAGAUGAAAUGGAAGAUGAAAGUUCUUUGCUGUGUGUUACAAACUUACCAAGCAGUGUAACCGAGCGUGAUUUGAUGCAUUUGUUUGAGAGGUACCCUUCCAGCCAACUGUGCACCUCCACUUUUGGCAAAAACAGGGUGGCAAUGGUAAAUGUGAAAAGCCCCAGCGAUGCUGAGGCUGCAGUACAGCAGUUGCAUGGGCACUUCAUUCAGGGCCAUACGGAACACAUCCACAAGUCUCCAGCAGAUGGUCAGGGCCUCAUCAAAGAAUCCUGCGCUGAACUUUCCCAAGCCACCCAUAAAGAUGAGUCUGCUGGAGAGAAGCAGAACAUUUGGAGGGCCUCACAAGUACCCCGGUGCAGUUUGGAGAAGCUUACCAACAUCUGUGAUACACCCAAUGCAUCAGGCACCUUUGUGCCACAGCACUACGGCACCAUGGGCAGCUUUGAUACAAUAAUGGGAUGCUUAUUAGAGCGCCACCCACAGAUGGGCAGACAAAGAAUCGUUGGUGCUUUGCUAGAGCUUCAGGGGAAACGCCAGGGUGUCCUUAGCGGUCUGCCCCUCAGCGCUAUAGUGGAUAUGACUUCUGAUCUGCUUACUCAAUCAGCCACAGAGUGAGUGCAACAGAGGCCACAGUUUUUCGUGUAGGUUCGAAUCUUUAUGUUUGUAUGUUGGUUAUAUAAACAGUUUGUACGUUAUAUAAGCAGUUAAAAGCCUUUUAAGGCUCUAAACAUAUAUUUGUUUGUUUUUUAUGCUCAGGUUUAUGGUUUGAGAGAGUUUAAGUUUAUUUUGAUUUCCAAGUGUUAAAACUAAGUUAGAGAUUAGAAAGCUGGCAGAGAAAAUCUGUGCCAUAUUGUUAAUUCUUCUGAACAUAAAUGCAUACUGAGCACUUUAUUAGGUACAUCUUUACCUUUCAUGUACAUUCAUUGAUUAUUUUAAGCUAUACAUACCAUACAAAUGAACUUUGUAGGUGAACAAUUACUGACUGUUGACUAUUGGUUGCUAUAUACCCAGCUAUAUACACUUUGCAAAUGAAAAGGAACUCUUAGGACCUCCACUUACAAUGAUGUUUGUUGGUUGUUGGACCAUUCCCAGCACUGCUUUGAUAUUAACAUGGUAGUGUGUGUGUUGUACUGGUAUGAUUAAACAGGCACAGCAGCGUUGUUAGGUACUGCUCCAAGUAAAAACAUAAAGCCAACAUAAUUCACUGAUGAACACUAGAGAAAGAUUAAAACAAAAAAGAUGUGUUUAUAACAAAUAUGGUACUAUUAAACUGUGUUUUAAAAUCCCAACAACACUGCUGCACUUGAUACACUUGAACCAGAACAACCCAAACCACUAUUUUAUUACCAUGUUAGUGUUGAGAAUGCUGCGUUAUCAUUGCUGCGUUGAGAACGGUCCGCCACCCAAAUAUCAACUGGUGGUUGACCUAUGGAGGGUCUAUUUCAAUUGAUAAAUGAGGUACAGGGGGUUGACAGAGUAUACAGUGCAACAGUUGGACUGCAGUCAGUAAUUGUAUACCAGCCAAGUUGAUCUGUAUGAAAGGUGAAGCUCAUAAAAUAAUUAUUGCACUUAUCAGAUGGGUGUUCCUAAUAAAAUGCUUGGUACGUAUAGUUUAUAAACAAACAGUUUUUCUUUCAAAUCUGUAUCUCGACGGUUUAAAAACAUUUAUGUUGCAUUGUUAAUAAAAAACCUUCAGAGCUUGAGAUGAAA
Molecule: messenger RNA, 4250 nt
Organism: Trichomycterus rosablanca
Lineage: Eukaryota; Metazoa; Chordata; Actinopteri; Siluriformes; Trichomycteridae
Gene: rbm44
Product: RNA binding motif protein 44
Exons: 18
Coding region: 144-3155 (1003 amino acids)
Molecular function (GO): RNA binding
Source: RefSeq, a predicted model, not a curated record